Morus notabilis is the source of this 441-nucleotide messenger RNA. Its product is annotated as basic leucine zipper 43. NCBI's taxonomy places the organism in Eukaryota, Viridiplantae, Streptophyta, Magnoliopsida, Rosales, Moraceae. Gene Ontology annotation, biological process: regulation of DNA-templated transcription. The transcript has a single exon. Bases 1 to 441 code for a protein of 146 amino acids. Gene Ontology annotation, molecular function: DNA-binding transcription factor activity. The record is from RefSeq and is a predicted model, not a curated record.
AUGUCCCCCGGAAAUGAUGACUCCACCACGGAUGACUCGAGAGAGAUUGGUCGGGGCCGAGAAGUGGGCGUUGGCGUUGUGGUCAACAAUGAAAGGAGGUUGAAGAGGAUGAUAUCAAAUAGAGAAUCAGCUCGCCGGUCGCGAAUGAGAAGGAAAAUGCAGAUAGAAGAGCUUCAGUACCUGGUGGGCCAGCUCCAGACGACGAAUCGACAGCUCUCGGAGAAGCUCAUUCAGUUGCUGGAUUGUAAUCAGCAGAUUCUCCAGGAGAAUUCUCAGCUCAAAGAGAAAGUUUCUUCUCUUCAGAUCAUACUCUCUGACUUGCUUGUCCCUUUGAGAAACAAUGCUGGUGAAGAUCAUAACUCAAGCGCUGAUCGAAUGCUUAAAGCUCAAGGUUCUUCCACCCCAUCGGUUACUAUAAGUUCCAUGCAAUUGCUUCAUUGA